UCUAUAUAUAUAUAUAUAUAUAUAUAUAUAUACCUAUAUAUGGCAAUGAUACCCAUUCAUCAAUUCCACACGCUCUAAAAUCGAUCGCACGUUGCACCAGUGGUCCAGCCCCAAGUACCGUCUCGGACUCCGUGAUGGCGCCCUGGACUAGGGGUCAGGCGACCAAUCACAUACCUCAUUCCUGCGCAUAGCGAGGGCCGUUCUACUUCAGAAUGCCCAGUGGCGCUGCGGCUGACUGCGGGGUCGCAAAAUGAUUCCUGUACUUGAGUGAUGUCUUUUCCUCGUCUUUUUUGUUUCACGUCUCGACAUGUCUGGUAACCGCUACCCGCUAUCCCCAUCUUCUCCGCCUUGUUUUCUUCCCGGCCGCCACAGCCGCCAAGAGUCCUCAAAAUGGCGUCGAUCCGACUUAUCAACACAGAGACAUUGCGCAUGAAAAUGUUCGUCGGGGCUUCGGUCCCGCCCUACGCCAUCUUGUCGCACACUUGGGUCGAGGACGAGGAGGUCAGCUUCCAGGAGAUGUCGCUUGUCCACCCGGCCGGGGCCAGCGACAUCAACGCCGGAACGCGGAAUUGCGCGUGCACUUGUCAUUGCUCCUGCUGCCGUCCGGGAUCCGACAGCGACCCCACCGUUGCCGCCAUCAAGGCCAAGUCGGGCUACGACAAGAUCGUCCGGACGUGUCGCCUCGCAAAGGAUCGCGAGAUAGGAUACGCUUGGGUCGACACGUGCUGCAUCGACAAGACCAGCAGCGCCGAGCUCACGGAAGCGAUCAACGCCAUGUACCAAUGGUAUAGUAGUGCGGUCGAGUGCUACGCUCUCCUCACAGACCUGCAGCCGUUCGUCGCGUACAGCGAACACGGUGACGAGAUCGGCGGCCUGGACAAGGCGCUGGAGGGGUGCCGCUGGUUCACGCGCGGAUGGUGUCUGCAGGAGCUGAUCGCGCCCAAGGAGCUCCUGUUCUUCAACAGGGAGUGGAGAGGCGUCGGCUCGAAGCUGCUGCUCAGGGAGGCGAUCGAGAAGAUCACGGGCAUCUCCAAGGAUGCCUUCAACCACAAGCAGGACUUGCGCCACUACUCGGCGGCCACAAAGAUGUUUUGGGCCUCCAAGCGGACCACGACCCGCACCGAGGAUAUGGCGUACUGCCUCGUGGGCCUGUUUGGCAUAAACAUGCCGUUGCUCUACGGCGAGGGCGCCAAGGCUUUCCAGAGGCUACAGGAGGAGAUCCUGCGGCGGUCGGACGACCUGUCAAUAUUCUGCUGGUCGCCGCCCGUCAACGAGGUGGUGGUGCCGGAGCAGAGCACAAGAACGUGCCGAGAUCUCCUCGCACCGUCUCCGGCCGAGUUCGGCCUGUCGCGGUGGACGGAUCCGGAGCUGCAGAGCUUCGACAACGGGCUGGCCAAGUUCUCGGUGACGAACAAGGGGCUGCUUGUGCAGGGCGGGCGGCUGGCGCCGAUCCCCAAGACACAGGGCUCGUACUACAGCCUGGCGCUAAAGUGCCGCCAUCGGCAGCUCAACACCGGGUGGAUGACGGCGGUGCUAAACCUGCGGUGGAUCGGCCCGUCCAGGUACGAGAGGCUGAGCUGGCAGGGGCUGUCGCCAACAACGUCGGCGCGACACCUGGCCAUCUCGCGGGCAAUGGACGACUUCUACAUCAUCACGAGGGAGGUGUACGAGGAGAUAGCGCCGUCGCUCAAGUUCUACCUGGACGAGAACCCGCGGCUGCAGCUGCGGCUCAAGCCGACGGCCAACAUCAGCGUGAUGCAGCUCAACUGGAUGAAGCCGCAGCAGAACUGGGACAUGGCGGCGCUGCGGUUCGUGGGCGACGGCUGCGGCUGCAUCGGCAUCGGGUUGGGCGGCGAGGCCGUGUACCGGGGCUCGCGGUCGGGCAGCUGGACGGUGAACCUGUUCAUCGGGUUCCGGCUGACGCGCCUGCGCAACGACUGCCACGUCUCACUCUACUCCAUCGACGAGUGGGUGACGGAGCGCGGCUUCUACGAGGACCCGGACUGGCUGUCGGACCUGUACAAGAAGCGCGUCCUGUCGGCCGACUCGGUCGUGGCGGCCUCGCCCGACGAGACGGUCAAGGAGCUGCAGACAAGCUGGGGCAGCGUGCAGGUCCGGUGCAAGGUGCUACACCAGCCGGGGCGGCCGUCUCGGACGCUGGAGAUUGAGGCUACGCACGUCAUGAAUGCCUAGGCACUGUACCAUCUGCGAGGGAAAGAAAGGAUAAAAACCCACUCAGUAACAGGGGGGGGUUAAAACUGGAGAUGACAAGGGUAACGAAAAGGGGGUCACGUAAUGGCAUCAAGUCACUGCCAUUAUUGAAGUUGGUGAAAGAAAGAAGAAAUCGAGAAAAGCAGGUACCUACCUCUGCAGCAGCAACACAGGAAAGACGGCUGGGGCCUUGUGGGUUGGGAAGAAGCGAAAACAGGGCGCUGCGUCUGGAAUUUUUCUGGGACAGAUUCGGUACAGACUCGUCCGAGCGAUGGGACGAAGUGGGCCAGCCCCAAGGACGGAUGAGCUGAAACGGCCUGCACGUGCCGUUGCCGUGGGAAUGGGAGUGUUCGGACAGUCGCCGAGUAUAGGACGAUCAUCGGCUGCUCGCUCUGUGGUGCAGCCGCGCAUCACGAUACCCGAGGGGAUGGAUGCCGCAGCGGCAGGCCGAAUCUGCCGUCGCUAUUCAUAGACUGCGGCCGCGGGCGACCACGAGACCCUCGAGGUUUUCCGUCCCGGAGAAGCGGGAUGGUGGCUCGCUUGGCGUCGAGUCAAGCAGCCAAGAUGUAGGAAGCAACAGUGGAUCGAACACGAUGGGGGCCCGCCAGGGCAGCCCAAAUCGGGCCUGACGGGUCCGGGGCCAGCCCCUGCUCGCAUAGAGAAUGACCAACGAUCUUCAUUUUAGCCCCUAAACAAGUACAACACGAGCUUGUGAGGGGGGAAAAAUCAACCCACCCGCUGCGGCAAAACGGGGGGGAGAGAAGCAAGACCCCUCGUAUUCAGCGGUGCUGCCUCGGCCCCGAUGAAGCGAGUUUCAACCCCUAAGCAGGGAGGUCGGGUUUCCCCGAGCCUAUGUGGUGUGUCGGGCGGACAAUGUCGAUAUAAACGAGCAGCUCGCUGCUGGUGUGUCUGGAAAUCUAGGCCUAGUCCUCACCCUCACCGGCCCGCACCAGUCUCUCGCUUUUGGCUCCAACAUUGGACGCUGUACAUUCCUUCUUAUAUCAGAUAAUUUUAGGUGCAACAUCGGAAGGACAGAAAGAAACACUCAUCAAC
Gaeumannomyces tritici R3-111a-1 is the source of this 3264-nucleotide messenger RNA. RefSeq lists its product as hypothetical. The transcript has a single exon. The record is from RefSeq and is a predicted model, not a curated record. Bases 391 to 2193 code for a protein of 600 amino acids. NCBI's taxonomy places the organism in Eukaryota, Fungi, Ascomycota, Sordariomycetes, Magnaporthales, Magnaporthaceae.